Syzygium oleosum is the source of this 2127-nucleotide messenger RNA. Its product is annotated as protein WVD2-like 5. Lineage: Eukaryota; Viridiplantae; Streptophyta; Magnoliopsida; Myrtales; Myrtaceae. The transcript is spliced from 9 exons. The record is from RefSeq and is a predicted model, not a curated record. Gene Ontology annotation, molecular function: microtubule binding. Bases 427 to 1707 code for a protein of 426 amino acids.
GUGUGUGCCUCUCCCUCCCUCUCUGCCUCUCUCUCUCUCUCUCUCUCAAGUGACCUGGCAAGAAUGGAUUUGAAACCCACUGCAACUGCUAUUUGUUGUUCCAUGUCCCUCCAACAGUGACAGACACCCUUUCCCCUGCUCUCCAUUUCAAAAAACCCCCCACGAUCGAUCACUCCACAGUUCGUAGAACCCCCCAAUUGUGCUCGGAGAUUGAGGCAGGAGCUUCAAAAUUUCGAAUUUCGGUUUCUGGGUCCUUGCCCAUCUCCGUUCUUGUCCCAGAUCUCCAAACUCUCGCCGCAGAUCUCCCGUCGAUGGAGCUCUGAUUGCCGCUCUCCGAUUCUGGCUUUCAGGAACUUCCAAGUCCCUGUGCCCUUUUGGUUUCGCAUUGCAUCAAAGCGUCUAGUAUAGUUCAGCAUCAACAGUUCUAUGGAUAUUGAUGACACCAUAGCUGAUAAUGGUUUUGAGGUGGUCCCUCAACAUGGUGCUUAUGAGCAACUUCCGGCCUGCGAAGGAGAGAGAGUUCCAACUGGUUUUAAUGGGGUUACAUAUGAGACUGGUGCAAUUGCAUCUGUAAAUAAGAGCUUAGAAAGUGUUAAGUUAGAUCAGUCUGAUGCAAACAAGUCAUCGCCUGUGGACUUAAAGGAGGGACCUGUCAAUGUUCCUAAGGAAGGAGAUAAUUUAGAUUCAGACCAUGCAAAACGUGUGAGAAGCCAGAGGGGUCAAGAAACCAAAAAAAAUUACAAACCUACUGCGAAAAAUGUGCUGGCACCUGGAGCAAAGAAGAACAAAGACGAAAAGGAAGCAAAAGCGGUUCCAGAUGGAAAUGGUGCUCCGAAUUCCAGUUUAGAGAAGCCUAUUAAAAGUAAAUCAUUUAAUGAUAAGCAGCCUCGUCUACCCAAGCAAGCUGCAAAAUUUGAUAUAGACUCUUCAGAAGGCUUGAGCAGGAUUAAAAAAGAGAAGCCUUUGAAAGAAGGAUCCGUCAUCGAACCUGAUGGGUUUCCACAAUCUUCCCCAAAUCUUACCGCAGCUGAUUCCGGACCCCGUAGAGGGGGUGUACUUCCGAACUAUCGGUUCAGCUUUAGGUGUAAUGAAAGGGCUGAAAAAAGGAAAGAGUUCUACUCAAAGCUUGAGGAAAAGAUUCAUGCAAAGGAAGUAGAACAGACAACCUUACAGGCUAAGUCCAAGGAAACUCAAGAAGCUGAGAUUAAGAUGCUGAGGAAGAGUUUGAACUUUAAAGCCACACCUAUGCCAAACUUCUACCAAGAACCUUCGCCACCUAAAGUUGAAUUGAAAAAGAUACCCCCAACAAGAGCUAGAUCUCCCAAGCUUGGGCGAAGAAAGAGCUCGUCUACCGAGGAGUCUGAAGAAAAUGGCCACGGAAACCGUCCAUCUGGUCGUUUAAGCCUCGAUGAGGAAAUGUCGAGAAACCAACCAUCUAGAGUGCCUCCCAUCAAAUCAAAGAAGCCAAUUCGGAAAUCGCUCCCUGUACUGCCUUCUGAGAAAAUUAAGUCAGCUAGUGUGAGGAUUAAAAGUGCCGUGCCUCAAGCAACUCAUAAGCAAGAAACUGGCAAUAAAGCACAUAAGCCGCUUCAGGUGGAUGAUUCCUUUAGUGACCAUCUGCAAGAACAUACGCCAAUCUUUGCUGAGCUAGCCGAGCCAACUAUAGCACAAGAAGGGACAGAAUCAGGCUUUAUGCAGGAGCAGUAAUAGAGCUAGAUUGGACUUGUUAGAGCCUUCAACUUGGCAAGAACAGGACGACAAGGGUUAUCAGGGAUAAUUAUGCUUGAGGUAUGGAAGAUUUGCGGAAGAGUCGUGGGUUCUGGCGUCUUUUUGUCUGUGGAAGCAUUGGGUUGUUUGUUUUGUACUUGUUCUUGGGAUUGCUGGUUAUCGUAAGAAAUUCUGCAUUCCUGCACCUUUGUAAGUUAUUGAUUGCCCAGUGCUCUCUUUGAUUUAGCAUUCUUUGGUUGCCUCCCUACUGAAAAAAACAGAAAUAUUAGGAAUAUCAGUUGCUGUGAAGUUUAGUGUCGGAACCAAUUUGUUGAGUCAGUUGAGGUGUGACAAUUGGAUAUUGUAUUUAUGUUUUUGAGAUUUUUGAUUGGCUAUAUGAUUUGGUUAUGGUCCUUUGCA